This is a messenger RNA of Acinonyx jubatus (cheetah), 3153 nucleotides long. RefSeq names its product transmembrane and ubiquitin like domain containing 2 (gene TMUB2). The coding region runs from base 1328 to 2236 and encodes 302 amino acids. Gene Ontology annotation, molecular function: protein binding. The transcript has 4 exons. The record is from RefSeq and is a predicted model, not a curated record. NCBI's taxonomy places the organism in Eukaryota, Metazoa, Chordata, Mammalia, Carnivora, Felidae.
AACACUUGGUCUGGCCCUUUCUGGUGAGGAUCUCCUUCCCUACCCAGGCACCGUACUGGUCCAAUCCCCCUUUAAUUUCCCAUGACUCCCCGCGUACUCAAGCCCCGCCCUCAGGCCCUCAGCCCCGCCCCGAAGUUUGAGGGGUGUGGAUGGUUUGUGACCCCCUCUUCCGACUCUACCCCUUACGGGCUGGGAGAACUGAGCUUGCUGGCCAGGAACCGGGCAGCCUUUCGGCUCAGGUGGGCACACGGACUUCUCUCCGGCGCCGCGGGAAUAGGACCGCUCAACGCGGAGCCUGCGCCUCAGAAAACGCAGGGUCGGGACCCCUCCUCACCGCGCCGUCAGUGUCGCUCGCAGGCUGAGGAGCGAGCAGAGGCCUCUGAGGCCGGAGACCUGGGGUCCUGCCUGGCCCCUGCCCCCGAAAGUUCCCUGUGUCUGUGCCAGUCGUUUUCGCUUCUCUUCGCCGCAGUUUCCUUUUCUGUAAAUCAGGCUUGGUGACAUUAACCUUCUUACUACCAUCAGGGGCUAGUCUGGGGAGCGAGAAGUAACUGCUACCAUUUAUUUAUUGAACGGUUGCCAUGUGCCAGACCCUGUGCUAGGUAUCUUGCUUCGAUGAUUUCCCGUCACCGUCAAAACAACCUUAUGAGGGCCCAUGUUCUAAAUAAGGAUGUGGAAGCUAUUCAGAUGUUGACAUGUCACGCACAUAUUCUUUGAGCAGUUUCUAUGGCAUCAUGCUAGGCACUGGGGUACAGAGAAAAAUACUUGUCAUCCAGAAGUCUAGUAGGGAGAGAUGGACAAGUAGAUGAGUGUAAUGAAAUGUUAUAGGUAUCGUGAGAAUAGUUUAUUAAUGAUAAUCAUCCGAUCGGAUUUGCCCGGGACAGCUGUGAAAACAGCACACUCUCCAAGGGAAAGAGUAGGUCCUCUAAGGAGCAAAAGAAAGGUUUUCCUGCCUUUCUAAGGAACUACCAAGGGAGAAACUACACGGUACGAAAAGAGAGAGACAGGUAUGGAUUGUGAGAGCUAUUUUGGAAUCUCUUCCAAGGCAUUUCCACCUAGGUAGUGGUUUUGCAGUCGUGAGCCUACGAUGACCCAGAAGGGUGGUGUUUCUGGUGUCCGUCCUCCUUCGCUCCCUAGGGCUCGCCGGAAGUGUUUGAGAGGCGGGAGACACAGUGCCUGCUGCAUAAUGUCUGCUGAUGGGCCCUACACAGUUGUCCCUUUGGGGUGGUCUGUGACUCUGCUUCUGGUGAAAAAAUGUUUUUUUGGUUCUUGACACCUGCACCUGAAUAGGUGACCACGAACGAGUGUCGACCCAGUCAGCAGCCAGGCCAUGGAGCUCUCUGAUGUCACCCUCAUUGAGGGUGUGGGUAAUGAGGUGACUGUGGUGGCAGGUGUGGUGGUGCUGAUUCUAGCCUUGGUCCUAGCUUGGCUCUCUACCUACGUAGCAGACAGCGGUAGCAACCAGCUCCUGGGCACCAUUGUGUCAGCUGGCGACACAUCCGUCCUCCACCUGGGACACGUGGACCAUCUAGUAGCGGGCCAAGGCACCCCAGAGCCCACUGAACUUCCCCAUCCAUCAGAGGGUAAUGACGAGAAGGCUGAAGAGGCUGGCGAAGGUGGGGGAGACCCCACAGGGGAGCCCGGAGCCGGGGGUGGCGUUGAGCCGAGCCUUGAGCAUCUGCUUGACAUCCAAGGCCUGACCAAAAGACAAGCGGGCCCAGAAAGCAGCAGUCCAGAGGCCCCCCUGAGACCUGAGGAUGGCAGCUGCCUCCCCCCCAGCCCUGGCCUCAUCAAUGUGCGGCUCAAAUUCCUCAAUGACACCGAGGAGCUGGCUGUGGCCAGGCCGGAGGAUACUGUGGGUGCCCUGAAGAGUAAAUACUUCCCUGGACAAGAGAGCCAGAUGAAACUGAUCUACCAGGGCCGUCUGCUGCAGGACCCAGCCCGCACACUGCGUUCUCUGAACAUUACUGACAACUGUGUGAUUCACUGCCACCGCUCCCCCCCAGGGUCAGCUGUUCCAGGCCCCUCAGCAUCCUUGGCCCCCUCUUCGGCCACUGAACCCCCCAGCCUUGGCGUCAGUGUGGGCAGCCUCAUGGUGCCCGUGUUUGUGGUGCUGUUGGGUGUGGUCUGGUACUUCCGUAUCAAUUACCGCCAGUUCUUCACAGCACCUGCCACCGUCUCCCUGGUGGGGGUCACCGUCUUUUUCAGCUUCCUAGUAUUUGGGAUGUACGGACGAUAAGGAUAUAGGGAGAAAAUGAAAGGCAUGGUCUUCCUUCUUUAUGGCCUCCCCCUUUCCUGGCCAGAGCUGGGCCCAAGGGCUUGGGAGGGAGGGGUGGAAAGGAUGUGGUGGGUCCUCCUCCUUAGGACAUAGGAGGCAGGUACAGGGCCUCCCCUUCACGUCCACGAGGGUACAGACGUCCCCUCUGUGCAAGCACAACUCAGGUAGAAAACGAGGGCGUCAUCUUCUUUCACUUUUAGGGUCCAGAAAUUCAGAGCUGAGCUGGCGGUCUAGCUCAGUGGGCAGCCGGGGCUCGGAGGAUUCCCUCCCAGCUGUGGCCCUAGCUCUUUCCAUUGUCUUGCAUGUCUGCUCCUCAGUACCCAGGGCUGCCUGCCAGGGCAGCUCAGCAUGGCCCCAGCAUACUUCUGUAGGGAGCCUGGAGUAUUUUUCUGUUUCUUAAGGGAAUAUCCAUCUUUUGAGACUAAAGUCACACAGCAGGAAUGAAGGUUGUGUCCGCUUCCCCUGUAGGCACCUAGCCGCCUCUACCUUCUCCCUCCACCCCUGUAGCAGGAAUAGGGUGUUCUCUGUGUUCUGGAUAGUUUCCAGUGUUCUCCCCUUUUUCAAAGCACUUUGCUUGUAUUUUUUUUUUUUUUUAAUAGUCCUUUAUAGAGCUCAGUCAGGAAGGGGAGUGCGGCACAAAGCCAAGCCCCCAGCAUUGGGAGAGGCCAAGCCACAGCUGCUGCUACCCUAGGCCUAAGGCUGUAAGCAAGAGACAGCUCUGGCCCUCAGCCAGUGUCCUACCCUGCCCAGCUCCAAGGACGAGCUCUGGGUAUGGAGCCCUGGGCCCCAGGCCCUUGCCUCUGGGGCUCAUGGAUGGAGGGUCAGUGUCUGUGACUAAAUAAAGUUCCGUUUUGUGGCUGUGGAACCUCCUUCUGUGA